Molecule: messenger RNA, 1694 nt
Organism: Ornithodoros turicata
Lineage: Eukaryota; Metazoa; Arthropoda; Arachnida; Ixodida; Argasidae
Product: queuine tRNA-ribosyltransferase accessory subunit 2-like
Exons: 2
Coding region: 149-1318 (389 amino acids)
Molecular function (GO): tRNA-guanosine(34) queuine transglycosylase activity
Source: RefSeq, a predicted model, not a curated record
GUGGCAUUGUCAUCGCGCUGCAUUCAUUUUCUUAUUUUCUUCUUAUUUCGAGUUUGAAUGAGAGUUAUUUUAGCUUGUGUUAGAGGUGUUUGUCAUCUAAGAAAUUACAGAAACAUAUCACGACAUUGAAGAUAGGUCACAUCUAAGAAUGCACUUCACCAUCCUGAAGACAUGCCAAGACAUGGGUGGUCGACUGGCUCAAAUCACCAAUCUCCAUGGAAUGCAGCACUCGCCAUUAGACACUCCACUGUGCCUCCUGUACACUCAGUCUGGGAGUGUCCCCCAUCUGACUCGUGACACUCUGAAGUACCUUGCUGACCAUCCACUACCUGCCUUGUUUCCUCUCCCUCCAAUGACUGAUUUCACAAGCUCCGUCAAGGCACAGGGCAAAGGACUCGCCGCGUUCACUGGCCUCCGAGGGUAUCCCAGCUUCGUCUGCGUCCAAGAUCCCAUGGUGAAGACCCCUUCGGGCUACAACGACAAGGCUGGCGUCUCUGUGUGGGAUCGAGGGGGACGCAUUCAUCUGAACGCUUCCAGUUUCACGCGUAUCAUGGAAGCGUUUGUGCCGAGCGUAUACGUGUCACUGAACGAUGCAGAUACUCCGAGAGACGCUCCCAAGAAACGGAUCUGGCGUUCGGUCGACCGCUCGCUCGCCCUUCUUGACGAGUGCGUCGCAGCGAGGGCUCAGAGCGCCGAGCUGAAAGGGACGUCAAUUCUAGGUGCAGUGCAGGGAGGGUGGUGCGUUGAGGCGCGCAGGCAUUCGGCACUGGAAACUGCGAAGCGAUCCGUGGAAGGAUUUGUCAUAGAAGGCCUGCACCUCGGAGGAGCGAAUAGUCCGCAGUUCGAUGAAGUGCAGGACUUGCUGAAGGAAACACUGUCGUCACUUCCGCGGGACAAGUUGAAGGUGCUGCUUGGCGCGUACAGACCAGAAUUUAUCUUCAGGGCCGUCGCAGCCGGUGUGGACGUCUUCGACUCGUCGUUCGCAAAUGCCGCUACAGAGCGGGGCUCUGCCUUGACCUUCGGCUUUGACCGGGAGCAGUUACGAGCGAUGUUGCGGGGGGGCUGUUGCUUACCGGACGAGAAGCUUGAAAUUUGUUUGAACGAAGAUUCCUACAGGGACCAGUUUGUGCCACUGCUAGAAGGGUGUGCGUGCUAUACAUGCAGGACUUUCACCAGAGCUUACAUAAAUCACCUCUCGAAAACGGGAGAGCUGCUGGGACCGGUGCUUUUAAGCCUCCACAAUCUGCACCACUUCCUGGAAUUUUUCGGUGCUAUACGGUCUUUCUUGAAUGAGGAAGAUCUCGCACUGUCUCACUGAUCACAGUAAAAGGGUGGAUUCAGCACUAUUACCGGUGAACCAGGAGAAGGCCUUACUGGCAUUAUUCGGACACGUCCUCUCCAAAAAUUAUCCCCUUAGAAGUCGAAUAUGCAGGAGCAAUGUAUGUACGGCUAUCUAGCAGAUGUUGGAGUGGAAGGCAACACGUGAGCAGUUGUCAAGGCAGGUCUUAGAAAGCUUCUGAAGCAGCGUUAACACCUUCAAGGCAGCCAGGUUGACAGUCAGCCAACAUACAUGUGGGGAUGCAAGGGUAGGAACAAGAAAAACGGUGCGAGGGCCAGUCAAGGGGUAUACGUUGAUGCAGACGUCCAAAUUACGCACAUAAACACGGUACACAAAUAAAAUACAGUAAAAGAUA